This is a messenger RNA of Rhinichthys klamathensis goyatoka, 5345 nucleotides long. Its product is annotated as NACHT and WD repeat domain-containing protein 2. Gene Ontology annotation, molecular function: protein binding. The record is from RefSeq and is a predicted model, not a curated record. Lineage: Eukaryota; Metazoa; Chordata; Actinopteri; Cypriniformes; Leuciscidae.
CCACAGGCUAAUGAGUGUGGAUUUUUCACAUAUUUCUAGAAGAACAAAAUGCUUCAGCAUGUUAAUUUUAUGCUGCCACAUGGAAUGAAUAAGAAACUCUCACUCUGAAGAAAAUUGGAUGGCUUGUGUUCAAGUUUAUUUGUGCUCCAACCCUGAAGAAUCUGUGGUUGAGAGGAGGUUACUAAGGCAGAGAGUUUUUCCCAGACUGAGAGAAUAUUGCAGAUGCACACAUGGAGUUGAGUUCAGAGUUAUUGACCCGUAUGAAGCAGCAGAUCCCCAAAACUGGCCUGCAGAAAAGGAACGACUGCAGAUACUGGAGGACUGCAGGAAGAAUUCUCUGGGCCCUUUCUUUGUGGGGUUUGUGGGUGAACAAUAUGGAGAUGCAAAUUUACCUGAGCAGAUAGAAGCCUCAGAGUUCCAGUGUGUUCUUCAGGUAUGCCAACGCAUGGGCCUCAAGACCGACAUACUGGAGAGAUGCUACCAGAGAGAUGAGAAUGCCAUUCCUCCUUCGUUCUGUAUGCUCAAUCCGACAGGAAAUUUUGAUCAACCUGGUGUCCAGGCAAAUAAUCCAAGUGAAGAGAACAACUGGUGCAAGGUACUUCCAGAGGUGAGGAGAAUCCUUCAUGAUGUUGUGAACCAGUGUGUUCAGGAGGGGACUAUGACACAUGACAAAGCUCAGAAAUAUCUCCGGUCAGCUCUUGAAAAUGACAUCCACUAUGCCUACGAAAACCAUUCCAUUGAAGAUAUCCCAAGAUGUAUUUGCUAUGUUCAUAAAAUAACUAUCCCACUGAAACCAAAUGGAGUGCCUCUAGAGCAACAAACCCAGUUGCACCGGCUGUCCCAGCUCCGAGAUCACUUCCUGCCGAGUUUGGUCGCCUCCCACAAAGCCCUGGUGUACUGCACCACCACAAAGUGCAAUCGUUUUCAAGGUUACACUCCUGAGAAGAGGCUCAACUUUGCUGUUGGUCUGAGUGAGCAGCUACAUACUGAUCUCAAGAGACUCAUUGACCGUGCUGUCUCAAAGGAAAGGGCUGUUACAGUUGAUGAAUCUGGCCAGAAAAGCCUGUGCCACAUCUUUUCCUCUCUUUACAGAAUUGAACGGGCAGAAGUCGAACAUGUUAAAUCCUACCUAAGGGGAAAAAAUACAAUAUUUCCUUUCAUACUCAACGGUGGACCAUGCUCAGGCAAAACUGUACUUCUGGCUCACUGUGCAAGUCAGGCAUCCGUAUGGUUGAAGGACCUGGAUCCUGAGAUUAUUGUGUACUUCAUAGAUGUCAACAACUCCCUGAGACAGCUUCUCAAAGAUUUUUGUGAAAGGGUUGAUUCAAGUAGUACCUCUGUCAACAACAUCUUUGAACUAAGAGAAAACUUUAAAAGGCUCAUGACCUCAAGAUCACCAUCCAAGAAUCCUCUGGUGCUCAUCAUAGAUGGUCUUGACCAGCUGCCAAAGACGGAUGUACAACUUGACUUGACAUUCCUUCCCGAAUCACUAGCUUCAAAUGUAAAGCUUCUCAUUUCCAUUACUGCAAACAGGCCUGCCAUCCUUGCUACCCUGAAGAUGUUUUACCCAGAUUCAACCCUGUUCUAUGAGUUGCAACCAGUAGAGAGUAAAAGCUGCAGCCAGCUGCUGACAACACGUCUUCAGGAGUCCAACAGAAAGAUCACCUCAGGCCAACAGAUGUUUGUGAAUCAGGCUUUUAAAAAAUGCUCUGUCCUGCUAUACAUGGAACUCCUUCAAAGACAGGCAAUCCACUGGAACUCAGGGUUUGAGAUUACGGAGAACACUCUGGUCCAAGAGGUCCAUAAUAACAUUGUUCUGAUGUUUGAUCGUCUGGAGAGGAAGCAUGGGAAAGCUUUAGUCUCCAAAGUUUUAAGCUAUCUUACCAUGGCCAGGUAUGGCAUAUCCGCAGUUGAGUUGACGGAUGUUCUUUCUUGUGAUGAUGAAGUUCUAGCAUCUUUUCUUCCACCAGGCGAUGACUUACCACUUAUUUUGAGGGUCCCUGAAGUUUUUGUGGAAAGUCUUCUUUCAGACCUGAAAGGGUUUCUGGUGCUGAGUAACAUUUUAGGUACCCAGACUCUUUUCUGGGUCAGCAGACACUUCCCCUUGGUCAUAUGUAAGAGGUACCUGUGUUUAGAAGAAACAUGUCAGAAGAUAAAUCAUGUGCUGUCCGAUUAUUUCAGUGGCUUUUGGGCAAAUGGCACAGCAAAGCCUUUGAUCAACAAAGGCAUGGAAAUCCCAACCGCUUCAGAUGUCCCACAGAAUAUUUACAUUGACAGACAAGUACCAAGUCAACCUUGGAUCUUUUCUCCUCCUUUCUAUAUCUCUACUGCCAUGAGUCCAUCAACAAGAACAUAUCCCAAUUUGAGAAAACUCUACAGACUCUCUUUCCAUUUGUUGAAAAGUGGAAGAAUUGAGGAACUUGGUAACCAAAUGAUUUCUCAAGAAUACCUCCAGGCAAUGCUGCAAGCAGAACUGGCUGACGAACUGUUUCUGUGGCUUGAGAGGACAUCUCAGUUGGUUUUUCCCAGGGAACUUCAGCUCCUCCACAUCAUCUUGAGAUCUUCAGCAUGUCUACUGAGGAACAAACCAGCCUAUCUCCCAACUGUACUGCAAGCCAAACUCCUUCCUUUUCUGAGUGUUUUUCCUACAUUGGAGGAAUGUGUUAAUUCAGCAAGGUCUAAAGGUAUGAUCCCACAAAAUGAAGUGUAUACUGUGUUGCCUCCAAUUCCUUCAGUCCCUUAUACCCACUGUACACUACAAGAGUCAACAGCUUCCCAGAUCAUGCAGUCAGCUGGAUCUCAAGGUGGUACUGUGGUGGUUGUACUGGAUAAUGGUGCUGCUUGGGUUUGUAAUGGAGGUAUAUUUGAAGGCUUCAAAUUUACCAAAUCCUCGAAUCUGCAGUUCAGAAGUGUCAGUAGUUCUGAAAACAUAUUCCUUCUCAGUACCCAUUGCGGUAAACUUGUCUUGUUGGAUGCAGGUGUUAGUGCACAGCCUAAAGAAAUUCAAACCCAACACAGAGAAAACAGGGAAAACGCCAAUCUUGGGGGUGUCUUGGUGUCCUCUGACAAGAUAUUUGUGUGGUGGAGAGGACAAAACAUUGUUAGUGUAUUUGUUGAUAGGGAGGAACAUACCCAACUGCACUGCGCUUAUGAGAUAACCUGUGUGUCAUGUUCUGAGGACGCAGAUAUCAUUUACUGUGGACAGAAUGAAAGUUCUGUGACAAUAUUUGAUUUGCCCAAUGGCAAGCUUCUAGCCACCUUCACUUGUCCAAAAGAUAUACCAUUAAUUGAGAUGAUUCACUCUGAGGGUGAUGGGAUGAUUACAUGUGUAGAUCAAGCAGGAAAUGUAUUUGCUUGGAAUCUUGAGAUUAUAACAGAACCAGUUCUGAUUGGUGAGAACCAUUGCACAACCAAGGAUCAGGUUUUAAACACAGACCACAGCGGAGACAACAUUCUCCUAAUAUGUAAAAAGCAACAAAUACAACUUAUUGACAUACAUCAAAUUAAUGUACUCGAUCACUUCAAUCCCCCGAGAGGAAAAACAUUUAAGCAAGCCAUAAUGGAUCAAAAUUCACGAUUCAUCCUUGCUUUACUGUGCAAUUGCCCGUUUCUUCUAGUCUGGAAAUGCUCCUCCGGACAAUGUGUGUUGAGCCUGGACACUGCUAACUGUCAAGCUAGUAAACUUCUGAAAUGUGGAGCCAAUAACUUGGCAGCAAUAACAGGUGCAAGUGUUCUUAUGUGGGACAUGGAUCUCAUUACAGCUUCAGCAUUGGGCCCAAAAUCUGGAAAGAGGGUGAAGAUGGUGGCUGUCGGAUCUAAUGGUGAAAGCUGUUACUCAGCAGAUGGCUCAGAACUUGUGUGGAAGUGGGCAAUAUCAAGUGGCAAGGUAGAAGCCCGCUUCCUUCACCAAGGUCAUGUGGAGUCUAUGUCCGUCUCUGGAGAUGGCAACUACCUUGUGAGUAUUGCAACAGGAGACAUACAUGUCUGGGACACCAAAAGUGGGGAAAAUAUUCACAGAAUCUCUGGUAGUCAAGCAUACAAGGUUUUAAUAACUCCCAAGGGCAACUGUGGAGUUGCCCUGUCAGAGAUUAGUCCAUCAAGGGUGUGGAAGUUGCAGAGUGGACACAUGAUUUGCAGCAUUCAUCCUCUUCUAAGAAAUGCUGCAAUUUCACCAGAAAGCACCUUUCUUUUAGGUCUUAACAGUGGGAAUCUCUUGGCUGUCAGCCUCUGGUCUGGUAAUGUUAGCAAAUGCUUCUCGUGCUCCAACAGGUCAGAUGUUGUUGCUUUCCAUUCUCUGCAUGGCCAUCCAGAUUAUGUGAUUGUUGCUUCAGCCUCAGGCACUGUGUACUCCUGGAGGUUAACAGAGGAUACUAUUUGUCAUCAAUUCAAGUUGCCAGACUCUUCCUUGUGCCAACCUGAGAUUUUUAGCCUAUCAUCAGAUGGGGGGUAUGCCAUCCUUUCUAUAUCUGAAUCCACUAUAAACAUCUUAGACUUCUCCAACAGUAAACUCUGCUCUUUGAGAACCGAAGGACCAGUUCAGCAACCAUAUGUGACUGUUGGUGUUUCUGGUCAAUAUGUGGUCUAUAUAUGUUUCUCCUCUCUGGUGUGCCACAAUAUAUCCUGUGAUCUCCAUGAAAAACCGAUGCUGGUAGUCAUACGUCUGACUGAUGGGGAGACCGUAGGUAGGUUCUAUUUGUGCAAGAACCCCUCUACUUUCACUGUGUCAGAGGAUUUGUUUGUCUAUGUAGGGUAUGAGGACGGUUCUGUUGGGGUCUAUGCUGUUAUUGACACCAAGAUGGGUAAAAGCUGGAAGAAGGAUGGUCAAAGCCCAACACUUUUGUCUCCAUUGGAUGAGCAAUUGAUUUGGUCGCCUCUGGUCAAUCCUAACCUUACUUGGGAUGAAAUGCCACUGCAAUUGUUUUAAAUAGUUCCAGUGUGACCAAUUCUGCUUUUGGCACUGAGGUCCAAAAGGAAUGUAUAUAUGUAAAAAUGUAGUUUUACACUGUCAUAUUGUUUUGAUAUGAAGAUAAAUAUAUAUACAAUAUAUAUUCACAAUUUUCCAGAAUGCCAAGACUGUGUCUGUGAUAUGUGAUAAACAUGUUUAUCAUACAGAAUAUUUAUGUUCAUUCAUCUCACAUAAGUCAGGAUUCAAGAAGAAAUUAGGUGUGAAAAUGUAUACAUAGCCAGUUUCUAAAAAUAACAAAGGAUUUAAGGCUUACAGAAUAUUACAAUACCAUUUUCUGUAUUAUAUUUUCUUUUGACGUAUCUAUGAUACAUAUUUUGUAUUGUUGAUUGCUGCAUAGCCAUGCAUGAUUUUGUUCACUUUGUAUUAGAAUGAGUUUUGA